Cryphonectria parasitica EP155 is the source of this 1498-nucleotide messenger RNA. RefSeq names its product electron transfer flavo protein, alpha subunit. The record is from RefSeq and is a predicted model, not a curated record. Gene Ontology annotation, molecular function: electron transfer activity; flavin adenine dinucleotide binding. Lineage: Eukaryota; Fungi; Ascomycota; Sordariomycetes; Diaporthales; Cryphonectriaceae. The transcript is spliced from 2 exons. Bases 24 to 1082 code for a protein of 352 amino acids. Gene Ontology annotation, cellular component: mitochondrion.
AAGCAACCACAGCGCUUCCCAGGAUGCUCUGCACAGCACGGAGAGUCAUACCGCACCAGCUGCGGCGGCAAAUCGCUCAGGCAACGACCACCACAAGCCCGUCGGCAUUCUUGAGCCCCGCAGCACUUCGGCGGCUUGCCUCGACUCUCGCAAUUCUCGAGCAGAGGGAAGGGAAGCUCAACCAUGGAUCGCUGAGCGCCAUCGCGGCAGCUCAGAAGAUUGGUGGCUCAGUACAUGGCUUCGUGGCUGGGAGCAGCAUCAAGCCGGUAGCAGAGGAGGCAGCGACGGCAGAGGGCGUCGAGAAGAUCAUAGCUGUGGACAGCGGCGCCUACGACAAGGGUCUGGCAGAGAACUUCGCCCCCCUCCUGGUCGAGAACAUCAAGAAAGGCGGCUACACGCACGUCAUCGCAGGACAUACUGCAUUCGGCAAGAACUUGAUGCCCCGCGUCGCCGCACUGCUCGACUCCCAGCAGAUCUCCGAUAUCACGGCCGUCGAGAGCGAGAAUACCUUCGUGCGCCCCAUCUACGCCGGCAACGCGAUCGCCACUGUCGAAUCCUCGGACCCCAUCAAGAUCAUCACCAUCCGCGGCACGGCGUUCGCGCCUGCCGAGCUUGGGAAGGGCUCUGCGGCUGUGGAGGAUGGCGUAGACCCCAAGGUCGAGUCCCAGACCGAGUGGGUGUCUGAGGACCUGGCCAAGUCUGACAGGCCUGACCUGGCGACGGCCGGCAAAGUUGUGUCUGGUGGACGGGGUUUGAAGUCAAAGGAGGAGUUCGACAAGGUCAUGCAGCCACUGGCGGACACGCUUGGUGCGGCGAUUGGUGCGUCACGUGCGGCUGUUGACAGUGGGUAUGCGGACAACAGCUUGCAGGUUGGACAGACGGGCAAGGUGGUUGCGCCACAGCUGUAUAUGGCCGUGGGCAUUUCUGGGGCUAUCCAACACUUGGCGGGUAUGAAGGACAGCAAGGUUAUCGCGGCGAUCAAUAAGGAUGCUGAUGCGCCCAUUUUUCAAGUAGCGGAUGUUGGCUUGGUGGGAGAUCUUUUUGAGAAGGUCCCUGAGCUGACGGAGAAGCUAAAGAAAUAGAUUUAUAUAUUUUAUAGAUUAUGUAUAUUUGAAGAUACCGGAUACAGCAUUCCAAUGGUAAUUCUCGCGCGAGCAGCAGAGAAACAGACAAUCUACUACCAAUGCCUCUGAUGCUGCUGCUGGUUGCUCUAUGAGUUUGCCGUGGAUAUAGACAAAGGCAGCAUGUCUUCGAUAGUGGUGAAUUUCUCCCUCUCUUUGCCCUUCUGUCUGCCUUUCUCCCUCUCAGCUCUGUCAAUGGCCAACCAGCCCUCCCAGCCCACAGCACCAUACGCCAGAUCCUGACCAUUUUCACUCCUCACUCCCUCCCACCCAGCGCUCCCUGCCACCCAGCCAUUAGCAGGUGCAGCAGUCGUGCUGUCGGACAGGAACGCUGCACCCGCCUUCCAAUCCGCAGCAAUAGCCGCCGCCGUCGUAAA